Pristis pectinata (smalltooth sawfish) is the source of this 6827-nucleotide messenger RNA. Its product is annotated as dual oxidase 2-like. Gene Ontology annotation, cellular component: NADPH oxidase complex; plasma membrane. The transcript is spliced from 34 exons. Gene Ontology annotation, biological process: defense response; superoxide anion generation; response to oxidative stress. The record is from RefSeq and is a predicted model, not a curated record. Lineage: Eukaryota; Metazoa; Chordata; Chondrichthyes; Rhinopristiformes; Pristidae. Bases 177 to 4823 code for a protein of 1548 amino acids. Gene Ontology annotation, molecular function: peroxidase activity; heme binding; calcium ion binding.
AGGAGUAGUCAAAUCAACCCAGGCAAAAUCCUUUUUUACAUUGUAGACUUAGAAUAAGCUUUUGCCAUCAGAACAGCAUGAGAUAUCUGCUCCUCUCCUUGUGAAGCUUGCUUGAAGAUACAUAAUCAAGUUUACGCAAGAUCAUUGUGGAUGUAAAAAUUCAAAGUUGGAAGAUAAUGAAAGCACAUAAUAACUUUAAAGUUCUGGUUGUUUUCUGGACCCUGAUCCUGUGUUGUCCUUCACUUCUCCAUGCUGUUCUGAACUGGGAGAUACAGCGAUACGAUGGAUGGUACAACAAUCUUGCCCAUCACAGCAGAGGGACGGUAGACGCUCCCUUUGCACGCCUGCUGCCUGCUAGUUAUGCUGACGGAGUUUACCAGGUUUUACAAGAACCAGAAUUACCAAAUGCUCGCAAGAUCAGCAAUGUGGCGAUGGAUGGAAAGUCAGGAAUACCAUGUUCCAAAAACCGAACCGUUCUGUUUGUCUACUUUGGGUUUCACGUCUUUGAUGAAAUUUUGGAAGUGGUUGGAACUGGAUGCCCUGCUGAAUUUCUUAACAUUCAGGUUCCUUCUGGGGACACAGUUUUUGAUCCCAACAGCACAGGGAGGGUGGAGCUGCCAUUUCAGCGCUCUCGGUGGACAACUAAGUCAGGCCAAAGUCCAAACAACCCCCGAGUCCAGAUAAACCACGUCACCACUUGGAUUGACGGAAGUUCUAUCUACGGAUCGUCCCAUUCCUGGUGUGAUGCCCUGCGUACCUUUUCUGGUGGACUUCUGGCUUCUGGACCAGACAAACGGUUGCCAAGACAAAGUAAUGGAUUGAUUCGUUUGUGGAAAUUUGCAGAUCCUGCAACCAGACAACAUGGAGUUCAAGGACUUUAUGAUUUUGGAAAUGCAAAAGGAAAUGAGAGUCCGUUCCACAGAGCAGAGAACAUUAUCUGGUUCCGAUAUCACAAUUACUUAGCUUCCCGACUCCAAGCACAGAAUCCCACGUGGACAGAUGAAGAGUUAUUCCAGAAUGCCAGAAAACUAGUGAUUGGCACCUUCCAGCGUAUUCUAUUCUAUGAGUGGCUACCAGCCUUCAUUGGAGAAAAUGUGCCAACAUACAGGGGCUACAAGAAAUAUGUGGACCCCAGCAUUUCAUCUGAAUUUCAAACUGCAGCUAUUCGAAUAAUGAACUCCUUGGUUCCUCCAGGCAUCUAUAUGAGGAACAGAACAUGCCACUUUCGACGGGUUGAGAGUGUUUAUAACAGAAGGGACCCAGCACUUCGAGUCUGCAAUAACUUCUGGAGUCGAGAGAAUCCAAAUUUUAAGAAAGCAGAGGACAUAGACGAGCUGAUUCUGGGAAUGGCUUCCCAAAGAGCAGAACGAGAGGACAAUAUUGUGGUGACAGACCUAAGAGAUUAUAUGUAUGGACCUUUGAGGUUUACACGAUCAGAUGCAGUAGCCCUUGAUAUCCAGCGGGGACGAGAUAACGGCCUUCCAAGUUAUAACCAAGCACGAAAAGCUCUUGAUCUUCAGCCAGUUACAAACUGGUCAGAAAUUAACACUGAGCUCUACAGGGAGAAUCCACAGCUCAUUAACCAAUUAGCAGCACUGUACAAUAAUGACAUAUCCAAACUGGAGAUGUUUGUUGGAGGCAUGCUAGAAAACAGUGAGACCCCUUCACGACUCUUCACCACCAUCAUCAGAAAGCAGUUUGAGCACUUACGAGAUGGGGAUAGAUUCUGGUUUGAAAAUACCAAGAAUGGAAUUUUUACAGAAGCACAGCUCAGAACCAUUUGGAACACAACAUUUAGAGACGUUUUGCUGGCAACAACAAUUGCAGAGCCUGGAGAUAUUCAGAAAGAUGUAUUCUACUUGAAGGAUGGUGACCCCUGUGUUCAACCAAAACAGCUGACUGUCAAUGAUAUGGAACCAUGUGUACAAGUCAGCACCAUGCAUUACUUCCAGGGCAGUGGAGCAGGUUUUGGAAUACUCAUUGUGGCUCUUUGCUGUUUCCCUCUAGCGGCUUUGCUUUUGGCUUUCGCUAUAUCGCUUGGUCGAAAGAGAGAAAGGAGGAGAUUACAGAACAAGAAACAUUCUGUCAGGAAACAAGCUGCUUCAGGAGACAAAAUACGAGCUAGAGAAUGGCAAGGGCCCAAGGAAGCACCGCGGGUCGUCAGCGUUGCCUUUGACUCCAACAAGUGCAUUAAGGUCAUGGACAGUAAACGUUCUGUAAUCCGAAAUAUCAGGCUCAGCCAGGACCACUUCGAUAUUAUUCAAUCCACCAAUAAUGAGCAGAAAACUUUGCUGCUGAAGGUCCCCAAGGAAUAUGAUCUGGUUCUGAUGUUUAAUGAAGAAGAUGAACGUAAUGAAUUUGUGGCAGAUUUGAAAAAUUACCUGGACACUCUGGGCAUACGUAUGCUGGUGCAUGAAGUGAAAGAACGCACUCUGUUGAAAGAAGCUGUAACAAAGCAACAACGGAUGAAGGUCUUAGAUACGUUUUUCCGUCGUGUGUUUGCACAGGUUCUGGAGAUUGAUGGGUCCAAUGCCGGGGACUUUGAUGACGAAAUCUCAAAGAAAGCAAAAGAGUCUCUGACCUGUGAACUGACGACCACAGAAUUUGCUGAGGCACUGGGAGUAAAGGAAGACUCCAUGUUCGUCGAGCAGAUGUUCAUACUGGCAGACAAAGAUGGAAAUGGCUACCUAUCAUUCCGGGAGUUCCUGGAUAUCUUUGUUAUUCUGAUGAAAGGUUCUCCAGAAGCAAAAUCCAAGCUCAUGUUUGCAAUGUACGAUGUUGAUGGAAGUGGUUCCAUGUCAAAAGAAGAGUUCUCGCAACUACUUAGGUCUUUCAUUGAGAUCUCUAACAACUGCUUAACAAAAGAUCAGAUACAAGAGGUGAUAGAGUCAAUGUUCAAAGAUGCUGGAUUCGAAGAUAAGGAGGAGUUAAUGUGGGAAGAUUUCCAUUAUUUAUUCCGAGAUCACUACAGUGAAUUAGAGUUAGCUCAACUCACAGUGAAAGGUGUUGAAGGACAGAAACGUGACCAAUCCAGUCGGGUUUCCUUCAUAAUGAGGAAAAAAGAAACCAACAAGGAAGAAACCAAAGAAGCCAACCAUGCAAAGACCAACCAACAGGAAGAGAUCAGCUCCCCAAGGCAGGAGGGCUUUGUAAUGGAUCUGCGGAAACGAUUUGGCAAAAAAACUUCCCAACCAUCAAAAAAUGUCUUUGCAGAAGCAAAGCGGGAUAAGUAUACUGACAACAAAUUUCAACAGAAAAUUCAGGAAUAUACUCAAUAUGUUCAAAACCACCAACGCCAGAUUUUCUGCACCAUAAUCUUCUUUGGUAUUACUGCCGGUGUCUUUGUUGAGCGUGCCUAUUACUAUGCAGUUUUAAGAGAGCACUCUGGGGUACCUCAAACCACCAGGGCUGGUCUCAUCAUUGCCCGUGGAUCAGCAGCUGCGGUCUCCUUCAUGUACUCGUACCUCCUUCUCACCAUGUGCCGCAACCUCAUCACAGUACUGCGUGAAACCUUCCUCAACCGCUACAUUCCCUUCGAUUCUGCUGUGGACUUCCAUCGUUGGGUCGCAAUGGCUGCUAUCUUCUUCUCAGUACUCCACAGUGCAGCUCAUGCAGUUAAUAUCUACGCAUUUUCUGCGAACCCACUCAGUGUUCUUGCCUGCCUAUUCCCUGAUGCAAUCUAUGAUGAUGGGUCUGAACUUCCCCUGAAGUAUUACUGGUGGUUCUUUCAGAAUAUCACAGGAAUGACUGGAGUUCUGCUUCUUUUUGCCUUUGCUUUUCUACACAUCUUUGCCUUGCAUUAUUUCCGACGCAUUAGCUUUCGAGGAUUCUGGUUGACACACCAUCUCUAUAUUGUGAUUUACAUCUUGAUAAUCUUACAUGGUAGUGCUGCUUUGCUUCAGCCUCAGAGAUUCCACAUCUAUUUUAUCGUCCCCACUCUAUUCUUUGUUGGAGACAAAUUUGUCAGCUACAGCAGGAAGAAAAUCGAGAUAGAUGUUGUGAGGGCGCAGCUUCUGCCUUCAGGUGUUACUCACCUUGAAUUUAAACGACCCAGAGAUUUUGACUACAUGUCUGGUCAGUGGGUACGUAUUGCAAGUCUUGUCUUGGGAACAAAUGAGUACCAUCCUUUCACCCUGACCUCAGCUCCUCAUGAAGAUACCCUUAGCCUUCAUAUCCGGGCUGUGGGACCAUGGACAAUGCGCUUACGGGAAAUAUACUCUUCUGAGAAUAUAUCGAGCCUUGGUUUUUACCCAAAGAUCUAUCUGGAUGGUCCUUUCGGGGAGGGCCACCAAGAAUGGAACAGGUUUGAGGUAUCUGUUUUGGUAGGAGGUGGGAUUGGCGUGACGCCUUUUGCAUCUAUCCUCAAAGAUCUUGUCCACAAGUCAACGGUCAAGGACAAAAUAUCAUGUAAAAAGAUAUACUUUAUCUGGGUGACUCGAACACAGAGGCAAUUUGAGUGGCUGGAGGACAUCAUCCGUGAAGUUGAAGAGACAGAUAAAAAUUCCCUGGUCUCUGUUCAUAUCUACAUCACUCAGCUAGCAGAGAAGUUUGACCUGCGGACCACAAUGCUUUACAUUUGCGAGCGUCACUUUCAGAAGGUGUCAAACCGUAGCUUGUUCACUGGACUUCAAUCCAUCACACACUUUGGACGUCCUCAAUUUGUCCCUUUCUUCAGCUCACUUGUGGAUGUCCACCCUGAGGUUACCAAAGUUGGGGUGUUUAGCUGUGGACCUCCUGGAAUGACUAAAAAUGUAGAAAAAGCCUGCAAAGAUAUGAACAAGCAGCACACAAUGCAAUUCCAUCAUCACUACGAGAACUUCUAGCCUCACGAAACUUCUACUUGAACUUCUGAUAAAUUCAGCUUUAUAAAUCUUCCUUAAAGUGAAGGAAUACUUUGUGUAGGUUGAAAAAGUUUGUAUCUUUCACUCACUGUGUACAUGUGGUAGUUUGUGUUCUGUGUGCACAAUCUUAACACUGGGAUCUAUAAAUCUGACUUUACUUUUCUGAACAAUAUUUUUCAGCUGUAAGCAUCUGUACAGAUAAAGAUAAUGUCAAAUGAUUUGUUAAAAUGAUCCAUAUGUGAGAGGGCUGUCCCUCGAAUUGUGAACUGUUAGACAGGAUUUAGAAUAAAAUGUACUCUUUACUCUGCCAUUAAAUCUUGAGUGUUAACCCUCAAUACUACUUGGAUUUAUUUAAAUAAAUCCACAUCCAUUGACUCAAGAACAAAAAAAGGUAGAAGCAGGUCCUUCAAGCCUGCCCCACCAUUCUGAUCCAUGCUGGCCUCAACUCUUCUUCUAAGCCAUUCUUUGAACCAUCAAAUAUUUAUCCGCCUCCACUUUAAAUACUCCUAAUAAUCCAGCUUCCACCAUCCACUGGGGCAGAGAAUUCCAGAGAUUCACCACCCUCUGCAAGAAGAAAUUUCCCCUUACCUCAGUGUUAAAUGACCGGCCUCUUACCUUGUAGUUACAUCCCCUUAUUCGAGACUCUUCCACUGGUGACAACAUCCCAACGUCUACCCCUGUUCAGGCCCCCUUAGGAUAAGGUCACCCCUCAUUCUUCUAAACCCCAAGGAAUACAGGGCCAUAUUACUUAGUCUCACUUGGUAGGACAAUCCUCUUAUCCCAAGAAUUGACCUGGUGAAUCUCCUUAGUACUGCCUCCAAUGUUACUAUAUCUAUUUUUUUAAGGGGACAAAAGAAUGCAUUGUUCCAGGUGAGGCCUUGCCAAUGCCAUGUACAAUUACAAGAAAAUCUCCCAAUUUUUAAACUUCAAUCCCUUGGUAAUGAAGGCCAAAAUGCCAUUUGUCUUCUAAACUACUUGUUGGACCUGCUUGCUAGCUUUUUGUCAUUCAUGCACUAGAACACCUUCUGAACUUCACUCAUUUGCAAUUUCUCUCCAUUUAGAUGAUAAUAUGCCUUGUGAUUUUUCUUACCAAAGAACUAGCUUCAUUUCACCACCACAUUAAACUCCAUUUGAUAGUUUUUUGCCCACUCAUCAAUCUGGCUAUAUCCUAUUUGAGAAUCACAACCUGCCCUUCCACAUAUUUUUGCAUCAUCAGCAAAUUUGAAAGCCUUGCAUACUGUUCCUUUCUCCAGAUCAAUAAUGUAAAUAGUGAACGAUCGAGGGCCGAGAACUAACUCCUGCAGCGCUCCACCAGUUACCUCCUUCCAAUCUGAAAAGGAACCAUUCACUCCACCUCUCUGCUUUCUAGCAGACAGCCAGUUUUCAGUGUAUUCUAACAUACAUUCCCUCAUUCCAUGGAUUUUUAAUUUAUGCACUAUCCUCCUAUGUGGCACCUUGGCAAAUGCCUUUUGGAAAUCUAAAUACACUACAUCUAUAGGUUCCCUUCUAUCAGCUCCCCUAUUACAUCCUUAAGGUAUUCGAGCAAGUUUGUCAAUCGUGAUUUACCUUUCAUGAAACCAUGUUGAUUAGGUUAAAUUAUAUUCAGCUUUCUGAAAUGAUUAGAUAUCUCCUCUUUGAUUAUUGACUCUAGCAGCUUGCCAAUGAUUGCUGUUAAACUAACUGCCCUGUAGUUCCCCACCUUCUGCAGCUCUCCUCGUUUAAACAAGGGAAUUACAUUGGCUGUUUCCAAAUCUUCUGGUACCCUUCCGGAGUCUAGCAAGUUAUGAAAAAUUUCAAUCAAUGGGUCCACCGUCUCUGCAGCCACUUCCUUUAAAACCCUAGCUUGCCAUUCAUCCUGGUGACUUGCCUUUCCCCUCUCACACCCACCACCCCACGCACCCCAGCCCACCCCAAAUUUCUCCAAUAGUUUAUCCCUUAUCAAUCCAUAGGGCCAAUAAUCAAAGAGGAGAUAUCUAAUCAUUUAGG